Molecule: messenger RNA, 3215 nt
Organism: Misgurnus anguillicaudatus (oriental weatherfish)
Lineage: Eukaryota; Metazoa; Chordata; Actinopteri; Cypriniformes; Cobitidae
Gene: dipk1aa
Product: divergent protein kinase domain 1Aa
Source: RefSeq, a predicted model, not a curated record
UCAUGACGCACGGAGAAAGGCACUACAUGCAGUCGGCAGAAAUUGUAUACGCCUGCGCGGCGCCCUUGACAUGCUGCUGUCUCGCUGCUUUAAAACAGCUGCACUUUAAAGGGUUAGCCGCUGGAUGUCAACCAAGACGACCCGAUUAUUAUUUAUACACCAGACAUAUAUAAAUACACAUGUAGUAUCCUUGAGGAAGUCUUAGAUGUACCAGCCAGGAUAUCGGCUGACCGUGAGUACACGCAAUGCAUUGGACGAGCCGAUUCUCUUGAAGUUUACCGGACAAUAUUUCAUUCUCAAUAUUUCACGCGGCUUAUGAAGACGUCCGCACUAGAUAACCAAGUCUCUGAGAUGAUCCAUUUUUGCAAUGGCGAGGGGUCUGUUUUCUCGGGCCUGGAUGUUAAAGACUUACCAGUUUCAGGCUCGAUUGUCUUAUGUUCGAGUGAAGCAUCUCUUGCUCACCUGGCUUGUGGUGUUUGUGGGCAGUUGGGUUGUUUAUGUGCAAUACUCUAGUUACAGUGAGCUGUGCAGAGGACGAGAAUGCAAGAGCAUUAUUUGUGACAAAUACAGCAAAGGAAUUAUUGAUGGCUCUGCAUGUAGCAGCUUGUGUGAAGAAAGCUCACUAUACUUUGGAAGGUGUCUCUCCACCAAGUCAAACAAUCAGGUGUAUACAGGCAGCUGGGGUGACCAGAAUGGGGUCAUAAAGUGCCAGCUUGGUGACGUUCUGCACUAUGAACUGGGAGAAGAGCUAGAGCAAAAGAAAGAGAUUGCACUCUUUGAAAAACCCACUCGUGGAACCUCUGUAGAAAAGUUCAAAGAGAUGGUUGCCAGUCAUUUAAAGGCAAAGGUGGGAGAGCUGGCCAACCUCUCUAGCCUGGUAACCCUAAUUCUUUCAGUGGCAGACAGCAAUCGAGAUGGCCAUAUCUCUCUCCCAGAGGCCAAAUCUGCUUGGGCUUUAUUGCAGCUCAAUGAAGUCCUACUCGCAGUGGUGCUCCAAGACCGGGAACACACGCCUAGACUUUUGGGCUUCUGUGGAGACCUAUAUGUGGUAGAGAGGGUGCCUCACGCUCCGCUGUACGGCAUCAGCCUUCCAUGGCCCAUGGACCUGUGGAUCCCUACGGGUAUGCGGCGAAGGAUGGACCAGUGGUUCACACCUUCAUGGACUCGUAAGGCCAAAAUCUUUAUCGGCUUGCUGGAACUUAUAGAAGACAUCUUUCACGGUACCUUUGGCAGCUUCUUAAUGUGUGACAUGAGAGCCAGCACUUUCGGUUACACCGAUCGGCAUGACCUCAGGCUGGUAGACGGGCAGCGCGUGGUAGCCGAAGAGGCCUUCAAACAGGCUAUGGUUCUCAAGCGUUGCCAGGAUGACGAGGAUUGUGUGUAUGGCGUGGACUGUCGGACUUCGUGCGAUCAUGCUGACCACCAUUGCACGGCCGACGUGGCUCAGCCCAACUUGGCCAGGGCUUGCGGAGCACUAAAAGAUUACCUAUUAAGAGGAGUUCCCUAUCAUCUACAAGAAGAGCUGGAGAAGCAGUUAUACGCCUGCAUUGCUCUUAAGGGUUCAGCCGAGCAGAUGGAAAUGGAGCACUCGCUUAUUCUCAACAACCUCAAAACAUUGCUGUGGAAACAGAUCUCACACACUAAUGACUCCUGAAAAAAAUAAGCUACAUCGGUGACAACAUUCAAAAGCUUGAAUGUCGCAUCAGAUUCAAUUAUUAGGAAUCUGGCUGGAAGUACAAUGCUGGUUGGAAUGCUAAUUUUGCCUUCAUUUUGAUAGGCUCAAGAAGUGAGACUGGUAGGGAUAUUCAUUGCUGCUGUGAUACAAAGUUGUUUUUCACAAAAUGGUGACAAGAUAUGCUCAGGCUCACCAUUUCGAGUAACAUUCACAUUUCUAUUUUGUCUCUCCACACUAGUUAAUUGGUGAUUAUGCUUAUUUUAUAUUUCCUUCAAGUGUUAUGAAGGAGCAAAUGACUUUGCAUCCAUUGUUGGAUGUUAACAAAACGCUAAAGAAUGCACUCACCACCAACUAUGGUUGUGUAAAUUGUAUUAUAGUUUUUCAUUAAUGAGCACAGCAAAAAGAGCCAUAAAGGAGCCAUUCUGAAAUGGACAUGAAAAUGCCUUGAUAUGCAUGUUGCCAGUGUGUGUGUUUCAAUUUUCUUUUCAUUGCUCGUACUCCCACAACUGAAGGACACAAAAAUAUUGACAUAGAGCAGAGCAAGAUUGCACAGCACAGUUCAAAUUCAAAUGUUUACCAGAUGAAUCAAGUUUAAAGGUGCAGUGUGUAAAUUUGAGCGGCAUCUAGUGGUGAGGUUGUGAAUUGUAACCAACAGCUCAGUCCACUGCUCACCCCCACUUUUGAAACACAUAGAGAAGCUACGGUAGCCGCCACCGGACAAACAUGUCAUUGUCGGAGACAACUUCGUAAAAAAAGUUUGUCCGUUAAGGCUUCUGUAGAAACAUGGCGGCACAAAAUGGCGACUUCCAUGUAAGGGGACCCUCUGUGUAUGUAGAUAAAACGUCUCAUUCUAAGGUAAUAAACACAUAACGGUUCAUUAUGAAAGGUCUUUAUACACCCCUGAUAAUUUAGUUUUUGUAUAUUAUUUUGCAUUUCUGUCAAGAGAUUCUUCUAAAAUUACACACUGCACCUUUAAGGCCUUUAUCAAUUAUGAAAGUCCAUAGCAUUGUUGGUCUGUUAUUUAUUUUAAAUUAUUUUGGUUUGUUGGCAUCCAAGUCUGUAAUCAGAAGUAGGUCGCUGUAAGUACCCAUGCUAAUUUUAGGGGGCGAAAAUCUGCUAAAUGAAUUUAAACUUAAAUCACGAACUGUCACCUUGACUAAAAUUAUGCAAAAGGUUGGGGAAUGUGUAAACUUGUUUUUUUUUUAGUAUAGCCAUUUUAAUCUUGAGUAAAUUUCUGUAUAGUUCUGCAGUAAAAUAUUUCAUAGGCCUGUUCUUAAGGCAUCCGUAAAAUUACUUUUCAAGCUAAAUCAGUAUGAAAUGUCUAUCGCCACCAUCAUUCAUGAUCUACAGUACUAACGAAGAGAUUUAUGCUUUCAGUGAUUACAGAUAAAAUUUUCAGUAGAAUGUUAUGGAUUGUAUACAUGCCAGUUUGUUCCUUUUUGUGUGUUGAUGAAACGCAUUGCUGCUGAUUGAGAGUUACAUUUUUUUUUUAUAUAAAUAUUUGAUUGCAUGACUUUGCACAUUAAAAAUGUUUCAAAUA